UGGUCGCUAGGUGGCGCUGUGAGACCAUCUAUCAUCACGCUGAGGCGUCGCCUGGCGGUUCAUUUGUGUCCUACAGCAGGAUAGAGUGUAAAAAUGGCGUUCUACAAAGGAGCUGCGAGCGAAGGUAGCCGUGCCAUGCGGCUCCUCAAGCAAAGAGAGAAGAAGCAGGAAGAGAUCGAGCGGAAGAAGAAGGAGAUAGAAGAGAGUGAAGCCCAGCGUGUUGCCAAGGUUACACACAUCAAUGCCAAGUUCUCCUCACACUAUGACGCUGUGGAGGCGCAGCUCAAGUCUGAGACUGUCGGUCUUGUGACCCUGAAUGAAAUGAAAACAAAGCAAGAAAUUUUGGUGAAGGAGAGAGAAAAAGACCUGGCCAAGAAAAGAGCAGAAGUGUUGGAAAGAAAAGAAGAAAAGAAAGAAAGAAGGGAGAGAGCUCGGAAACAGGCCCAACUGUCUCAGCUGUCGUUCGCUGUGGAUGGAGAUGAAGAUGAGGAUGAAGAGGAGGAGGAGGAGGAAGAGGAGGAAAUACAGCCAGUCUUCAAGAAGAAGAAACUUGGGAAGAACCCAGAUGUGGACACCAGCUUCCUGCCAGACAGGGACAGGGAGGAAGAAGAAAACAAACUGCGUGAAGAGUUACGUCAAGAAUGGGAGGGAAAACAGGAGAAAAUAAAAAAUGAGGAAAUUGAGAUCACGUUCAGCUACUGGGACGGAUCGGGGCACAGACGGACGGUUAAGAUGAAGAAGGGAAACAGCAUCCAGCAGUUCCUGCAGAGGUGCCUGGAGAUGCUCAGGAAAGACUUCACAGAACUCAGGUCGGCUACAGUAGAACAGUUGAUGUACAUCAAGGAGGACUUAAUCAUCCCACAUCACUACACAUUCUAUGACUUCAUUGUCACCAAGGCAAGAGGCAAGAGUGGUCCGCUCUUCAGUUUUGAUGUACAUGACGAUGUCCGGCUUGUGAACGACGCGACCGUGGAGAAAGACGAGGGAAGCCUUACCCCCCAGUGGGAUCGAGCAGUAGGGUGCGUCCUUGGCAGGACUACAGUUCCGUACGCCCACGUUUUCACCUUUUCUGCAAAAGUUUUGAUAUUUUUAACCGCAGCCAUGGGGUGUGGAAACUCCAAGGCUCACACGGCAGCGACGUCAGUUCCGCAUCAAACCAUCCCAAACUACCCUGAUCUGACAGUCCACAACAACUGGAUGUCACGAUGUCUGACUGGAGAAAUCUACAAGAGGCUGAAGGACAAGAAGACUCAGUCUGGCUACACGCUGGACGGAUGUAUCCAGACAGGUGUCGACAACCCAGGCCACCCCUUCAUCAUGACAGUUGGGGCAGUGGCAGGAGACGAGGAAAGCUACAAAACCUUCGCCGACAUGUUCGACCCGAUAAUCAGUGGCCGUCAUGGUGGGUACGGGAAAGAUGCAAAGCACAAGACGGACCUCACCCACGAGAACCUGCGCGGAGGCGACAAUUUGGACCCCAACUACGUUCUGUCCUCACGUGUGCGCACUGGCAGAAGCAUCCGCGGGCUGGCCCUGCCACCAUGGUGCACACGUGCUGAACGGAGGGAUGUGGAGAAGAUUCUGAAGGAGGCCCUCGCCACGUUUGAUGGAGAGUUCUCGGGCAAGUACUACCCACUGACGGGUAUGACAGAACAGGAGCAGCAGCAGCUGAUCGAUGACCACUUCCUGUUUGACAAGCCAGUCUCUCCUCUCCUGACCUGCGCUGGGAUGGCUCGUGACUGGCCUGAUGCUCGCGGCAUCUGGCACAACAAUGAUAAGACCUUCCUGGUGUGGAUCAACGAGGAGGACCACACCCGGGUCAUCUCCAUGGAGAAGGGCGGCAACAUGAAGCGUGUGUUCCAGCGCUUCUGCACAGGACUGAAGAAGGUGGAGGAUGUCAUCAAGUCUAAAGGCUACGAGUUCAUGUGGAACCCUCACCUGGGCUACAUCCUCACCUGUCCAUCAAACCUGGGGACAGGCCUCAGGGCCGGGGUUCAUGUCAAGCUGCCGAAAGUCAGUCAACACCCGGACUUCGAACACUUCCUGGAGAAGCUGCGUCUGCAGAAGCGCGGGACAGGUGGCGUCGACACGGCAGCCACGGGAGGAACCUUCGACAUCUCCAAUGCCGACCGUCUUGGCAUGUCAGAGGUGGAGCUUGUGCAGAAGGUGGUGGAUGGCGUGGAGCUGCUGGUUAACAUGGAGAAGGCCAUGGAAGCAGGAAAGGAUGUGUACACGGUGUGGCCCAAAGCCUACCCUGACCUGACUAAACACAACAACUGGAUGGCCAAGUGUAUGACUCCACAGCUGUACCACAGCCUGGUGGACAAGAAAACUGACAGCGGGUACACAAUUGACGAGUGCAUCCAGACUGGUGUGGACAAUCCAGGCCACCCCUUCAUCAUGACUGUUGGGCUGGUGGCAGGAGAUGAGGAAUGCUACACAACGUUUGCAGACUUGUUCGACCCUGUCAUCGAAGGUCGGCACAACGGCUACAAAAAAACGGACACGCACAAAACUGAUCUUGAUGCCAGCAAGCUGCAAGGAGGGGAUGACCUUGACCCAAAGUACGUGCUGUCGUCUCGUGUGCGUACUGGCCGCAGCAUCCGUGGGUACUCCCUCCCACCGUGGUGCACGCGAGCAGAGAGGCGGGGUGUUGAGAAGGUUCUGUGCGAAGCGCUGGGGAAGCUCGAGGGUGAGCUUCAGGGCAAGUACUACCCGCUCUACGAGAUGGACGACAAAACACAGGAGCAACUGAUCGCUGAUCACUUCCUCUUCGACAAGCCAGUUUCGCCUCUCCUCACAUCGGCAAAGAUGGCCCGUGACUGGCCCGACGCCCGUGGGAUCUGGCACAACGACGCCAAGAACUUCCUGGUGUGGAUCAACGAGGAGGACCACACCCGGGUCAUCUCCAUGGAGAAGGGCGGCAACAUGAAGAAGGUGUUUGAGCGGUUCUGCGAUGGGCUGAAGAAGGUGGAAGAGUUGGUGAAAGAGCAGGGGAAGGAGUUCAUGUGGAGUGAACACCUGGGCUACAUCCUCACCUGUCCAUCUAACCUGGGAACAGGGCUGCGAGCUGGCGUGCACGUGAAACUACCAAAGCUCAGCACACACCCGCACUUCAGUCACAUCCUGGAACAGCUCAGGUUACAGAAGCGUGGCACUGGUGGUGUCGACACCGCAGCAAAGGGCGGAAUCUUUGACAUCUCCAACACAGACAGGUUAGGAUGCUCGGAGGUUGAGCUGGUCCAGAAGGUGGUGGACGGGGUGAAGUUACUGGUGGAGAUGGAGAAACGGCUGGAGAAGAAGAAGGACAUCAGCGACCUCAUCCCAGGUGGCCCCCUGGUGGAACCAUCCGAGGUGAAGAUUGAGCUCCAGAGUGACAACUUCCCCGAAUUCUCCCAGCACAACAACCACAUGGCCAAGUGCCUCACCAAGGAGAUCUUCGACACUCUUAAAGACAAGAAAACUAAGAAUGGAUGUACACUGGACUUGUGUAUCCAGACAGGUGUAGACAACCCUGGCCACCCAUUCAUCAUGACAGUGGGGGCAGUGGCAGGAGACGAGGAAUCCUACACUGUCUUUGCCGACCUGUUUGACCCAGUCAUCGAAGCUCGCCAUAAGGGCUUCAAGAAGACCGACAAGCACAAGACCGACCUGGAUGCCACCAAGCUGAAUGGUGGUGACGACUUGGAUCCCGACUUUGUCUUGUCCUCCCGCGUGCGCACAGGUCGCAGCAUCCGUGGCUACAGCCUCCCCCCGCUGUGCAGCCGCCACGAGCGCAGGGAAGUAGAGCGCAUCGUGUCCACUGCACUGGGAAACCUCAGCGGAGAGUUCUCGGGCAAGUACUACCCGCUGAAGGGCAUGACAGAAGAGGAGCAGCAGCAGCUGAUCGAUGACCACUUCCUGUUUGACAAGCCUGUCUCUCCGCUCCUGACCUGCGCAGGGAUGGCUCGUGACUGGCCUGACGCUCGUGGCAUCUGGCACAACAACGACAAGACCUUCCUGGUGUGGAUCAACGAGGAGGAUCACACCCGCCUGAUCUCCAUGGAGAAGGGUGGCAACAUGAAACGCGUUUUUGAGCGGUUCUGCAACGGGCUCAACCUGGUAGAGAAGGAAAUGAAGAAGAUGGGGAAGGCUUACAUGUGGAAUGAACACCUUGGCUACGUCCUCACCUGUCCAUCUAACCUGGGCACAGGGCUGAGGGCUGGGGUACACGUCAAGCUGCCGAAAAUGAGCACCCAUGAGAAGUUUGACGAGGUUCUGGAGAAGCUGAGCCUGCAGAAGCGAGGAACGGGAGGCGUGGACACCGCAGCCGAGGGAGGAAUCUUCGACAUCUCCAACUCCGACAGACUCGGGCACUCCGAGGUCUCCCUUGUACAACAGGUUAUCGACGGCGUCAAGCUGCUGGUUGCCAUGGAGAAGAAGCUGAUGGCUGGCGAGUCCAUCGACGACCUCAUGCCCGGACAGACUUCAGUCGAACACGAAACAAACGUGUAGAAACUCCAAGAGUUUAAUGCUAAGAACUGUACAGAGUUGGUUACUGGUAGGCACUCUGGUGGGCUUAGACUUCUGAGUAAUUGUUGUUAAGCUUGAACAAUAAAUAUGCAAUCAGUGCUGGCAGGCAGUCAACUCUGUACAGGUCUUACCCAAGCUAGUUUACAAGACUAACUUGGAAAGAGGACUGGGCUAUGUUCUAAAAAAUGUGUAAACUGAUAUGACAAACACAUGUUUAUCUGUUUAUAAACAAUUAACCUGUUUCCCAUACGUAAAGCUGUUCUGUUUCAAUGUAGAGAGUUUAACUCAUGGCUGUUUGAAUUGUAUAUAAAUUUCCAGCAUUGUGGUGGUUUUUAGGUGACUUCAUUUUUCAGAUAGCUAGUCUGACAUGUCUGAUUGCAUAUGACAAUAUGACUGUGACACAAGAUCUAGUCUUCCAUUCCAUGUGCACUCUGUUGAACCAAAGUAUCCUUAAACAUAAUCUGUAGCUUUCAUCACAUUGAUAAACUCUGUACAGAGCUACAAGUGAUAUGAAGUAUUGUAUUUUUCUUACAAUUUUAUAAAUACCGUUCUGACUGGUUCCGUCCAUGUGUAUAAAACUGGGAAGAACUUUUCCAAGAAAAUUUUAUGUAGAUUUUAGUAGAAUCUCCCAUCAUGACAUAAUAUCUUCUUAAAAGUGCUGCUUUUCAUAAGUUUCACCGUUUCAAAUGUUGAUCAGCAAUGUUGGAUAUACCUGGUAUAUGGAAGGUUUUUUUGUGUGCAAAAUGGUAUUACUUAUUUGUACAGACACAUUGUCCUGACAAUGUGAGUAGUGAUAGUAAUGUUAUAUGUAGAGCAGUUUGCUGGGCUGUUUGAAGAUGAUUUAUUUUACAUAUUAUAAAAUAUGCAGUGUGUUCCUUGAUCUAAUGCCCUACACAGGUGGCUUUAGGUUGAAACAUUUGCUACAACGUUAUGUUUGUGUUUUUGUUUGUCUGACUGCCAAAUAAAACCAGAACAAGUCAA
Molecule: messenger RNA, 5493 nt
Organism: Branchiostoma belcheri (Belcher's lancelet)
Lineage: Eukaryota; Metazoa; Chordata; Leptocardii; Amphioxiformes; Branchiostomatidae
Product: creatine kinase, flagellar-like
Biological process (GO): phosphocreatine biosynthetic process
Molecular function (GO): creatine kinase activity
Source: RefSeq, a predicted model, not a curated record